CCAUGCUCUUCUCAUCGCAUUCCUCAAGGUUUAUCAAAGCUUGUAACCUCCUAAAAAUUUUCCAAGUUCUCUUCGAUCCUCUCGCUCGACCAUGGGUGCCUGUGCGAGCGCACCCAAGACCUUGGAAGGUGAUGCUCCCGUGGAGCUUCCUGUUGAAAAGGAGACCACGGUGACCGCCACCACGUCUGAGGUGGCACCAGUUGAAGAAGCUAGUGCCGCCACCGAGGUCACAACACAGUCGAGUGAGAGCACAGAGGAGCACAAGGAAAACAAGGAAGAAAAACCCUUGACGGAUGUUUCUAAGCCAAAGGAGGAAGCGAUCACCGCAAACAAAGAAGUCGCGAAAGAGAACAAGGAGGAGGUUGUCGUCCAGAGCGAGAUAGUUGAGGAGAAGCCUACAACAACCAUUGAGGCCAAACCAACACAACCAUAAGAGAUGAACAGAAAUUUUAGGCUCGUCUCAAAAUGCAUGUUAAAAAAAAGACAACUUUUCUCAUAUUGUUUUGUGACAAGUAUUAAUGUUGUACGUGUUCUCUACCAAUUCCGAAAUUUCAUUCACUAACAAAAGUUUGCUCUUUAUUGCACAAUCCUUGUUAUGAUUGUGUUUUGUGUUUGAAGUUCGAAAAGGGUGGCUUUUGACAGCGUAGGUCUAGGCCGAGGUAUUACAAGGCUAUGGGAUAGGUAACGUAAAAGCCAUUAAUAGAGGUUUGGUAAAAGAAAGAAAAAUAGAAAUAUUAUGUAAUAUAUAUGUAUGAUGCGGAGGCAACCGCUCAUGCUUUUUCGAAGAAAUUGGAUCAUGUGAAGUCAGGGCGAUUCAAGAAAAGAGAGUGACUUUCAAUCA
Molecule: messenger RNA, 841 nt
Organism: Asparagus officinalis (garden asparagus)
Lineage: Eukaryota; Viridiplantae; Streptophyta; Magnoliopsida; Asparagales; Asparagaceae
Exons: 2
Coding region: 92-433 (113 amino acids)
Source: RefSeq, a predicted model, not a curated record